Magallana angulata is the source of this 2984-nucleotide messenger RNA. Its product is annotated as mucin-5AC-like. The record is from RefSeq and is a predicted model, not a curated record. NCBI's taxonomy places the organism in Eukaryota, Metazoa, Mollusca, Bivalvia, Ostreida, Ostreidae. The transcript has 6 exons. Bases 150 to 2069 code for a protein of 639 amino acids.
ACUGCUUUGGAUCAGUGGCUGUGUUAACUGUUUGAAAUCUGUGUUAGUAUUUUUGUAACUUGCAUGGAAUUUACUUCCUGAUUACACACCUAGUCUACUUUUUAUUAAAAAAAACAUGGAACAUUCUUGAAAUUCCCCCACAUAGGAGAAUGGCGCAACUCAAACGUUUUACUACGUUUGGUGACCGUGCUGCUACCUCUGUGUUUGAGGACAAGAAUGAGUUCGUGAGGUACGGAGCCCUGGGGGCAAGGCCAGCCUCCACUGACUACGACGUGUCACCGCAAAAAGACCGGCAAUCAGCGCGAGAUUCCCAGAACGAGGUUACCGCCGUCAGUGUGGAGGACGAGUCUCCUUCCCAAGGUCACACUCAAGGUCACACCGAGACUCCGGAGCCCGUGUACAGUAAAGUUGUUCCCCGGAGAGACAGGGAGAGACAGGCAGACAUGUCGCACAGUAACGAGGCGUUCGUCUUGGAAGAAGUAGUUCUGGUCUCCAACGAGUCUCUUCCGUCCUCCCCGAGUAAUGGAUCGUCAUACAGCGGUUAUUCCAGGGUGCACGAAACCUCGCAAAAGCCAACUAGUCCCCGACUGUCCCUCCGGAGCUCUGUUCUUAUCCUGCUCUCUAUGGUGGCCAUAGUCAUCAGCGUCACAUUCAUCUGGUAUUUCAAUGAGGACCAGAAAGACAUUCCAGAACUAUCAACUGUGACGUUUGUAUUUCCAAGAACAUCAUCCCAGCCAUAUAUAUCUACGCAAUCCCCGGUGAAUACAAUAACAUCAUCAGCAACAACUUCCCUUACCGACCAAUCAUCUGUCACAACGCAGUCAAGUAACUCCACUGCUUCGUCUACGAUACAACACACAAACACGACAAGUACAUUCAUUCCUAUGAAUACCACAGAAGAUACUAAUAACACUAUCGAAUCAACCACAGAAUCGUUGACAACAUCUUCGACUGCCAAAUCUACAAACCAAUCAGAACCAACAGCUUCUACAACAAAUGAUCAAAACACAACACAGCCAAUAACUCCAAUCAAUGUCACGGCUUCAGUAACAACAUCACCAGCAGAGCAGUCGACAACACAACCACAUGAAGAAACAACAGAAACGUUGAAUUCAACAGGAACCCCGACAAUCCAAGCAACCACGAACACCACUCCUACAGUGGACAUGUCAGCUACUAAUAGAACAACAGAUACUGAAUUAACAACCAUGACAAGAGGUUCACCCACAAUAGCGACAGAUUCGACCAAUGCAACAACAUAUUCACCAACAACAACGACAACUACAACAACAAUUCUAAAUACAGCAAUAACAACGACAGAUUCAAAUGCAACAACAACAACAAAGAAAACUAUUGAAUCAUCUACAAAAACUACAAUAACACCAACAACUACCACUACACUUAUAACAACUGAACCAACUACAACAACAUCUACAACAAAACCAACAACUACCACAACACUUAAACCUUCAGAACCAGUUACAACAACAGAGCAGGCAACAACAACUACAGCAACACCUACAACCACUACAACAGAACCAACUACAACAGUGACAGAACCACCUACAUCAGAACCACUUACAACAAUACUGACAACAUUAGAACUAACAACAACCGAACAAAGAAUAGAACAAACUACAACAACACCAACAACAACGAGAGAACCAACUACAACAACGACAACAACAACGACGACAGAACCAACUACAACAACGAAAAUAGCAACGACAGAACCAACUACAUCUACGACAGAACCAACUACAUCUACGACAGAACCAACUACAACAAUGAAAAUAACAACGACAGAACGAACAACAACAACGACACAACCAAAGACAACAACGAAAAUAACAACCACAGAACGAACAACAACGACACAACCAACUACCACAACAACACAACCAACGACAACAACGACACAACCAACGACAACAACGACACAACCAACGACAACAACGACACAACCAACGACAACAACAACACAACCAACGACAACAACGACACAACCAACGACAACAACGACACAGCCAACGACAACAACGACACUCCAACUUGUGCUUAACCUCUGAAUCUAUGCCUUUCCAUCUACUUUUUUCUUCGUUUAUAGUAAUCUUUUUUAUGAAUUUUUUUUCUCUUUUUUUCCUACUGAAUCAAGCAAUAUGGUUUAUUUUGGAAUCUACGUAAACUAAAACUACAUAAAAGCUGAUUCACAAAAAGUCUUAUAUAUCAUCGGUUAUAAAUAAUAACAAAGGUUACAGUAAAACACGCUUGUAGUGAACACGUUAUGAAGAAUUGACGCUUACAUUGAACUGAUUUUCAUUGCCUGUAGGUUAUUGACGUAUUGUGACGCGAAUAAAUAUAACGAAUAACGUUUUUAACGAAGCAAAAUCCCCCGUCCCUGGCACUUCGUUAUAAGCGUGUUUUACUGUACAGAGUGUGCGUUAAUUACACAACAUUGUUACGUCCGUCCGUCCUGAUCCAAUGUUGCCGAUGUAAGGUUUUGUGGCAGCAAAUCGAUUACGUGAAAUCCAUUUGAGUCGAAUUACACAUUUCUAGAUUACUGUAACACGAUUUUUUGUUAGGUUUUCUUUUUUCUUAUUGUUCGUGUUCAGUUAAUAUUUAAAAUUAUGCCCUGAUCCAAUACAUAUUUUACCAUUUGCCUCGCAUUUGCUUUGCUUGCUGUUUAUACAUGUACGUUAUGCCUUUUUCACUUAACAACUUAAAUAAUUCAUAUUCAGUUUCCGAACAAAGAUGGAUUAAUGUGUUCAAAUGUAUAAUUAAAAACGGUUAGGUUAGGUUCAUGUUUUACGUGACUUUGUGAGCCAUUUGUAUUGUUAAUCUCAUCUUAGUAAUGUCACAGUUGCGUUUGAGAAAACAAGAUUUUCUCGAAUGAUAGAUCAAAUUAUAUUUAUACGAUUAUAUACCGAUAUAUACCAAUAAAACAAUUCAAGCAAAAGCAUACUGUAACGAUUAUCAUUGUUUGU